Molecule: messenger RNA, 315 nt
Organism: Nilaparvata lugens (brown planthopper)
Lineage: Eukaryota; Metazoa; Arthropoda; Insecta; Hemiptera; Delphacidae
Product: glutamic acid-rich protein-like
Exons: 2
Source: RefSeq, a predicted model, not a curated record
GAAGAUGGAGAAGAUGAAGAAGAAGAAGAAGAAGAAGAAGAAGAAGAAGAAGAAGACGAUGAAGAAAAUGGAGAAGAAGAAGAAGAAGAAGAAGAAGAAGAAGAAGAAGAGAAGAGAAGAAGAAGAAGAAGAGAAGAAGAAGAAGAAGAAGAAGAAGAAGAAGAAGAAGAAGAAGAAGAAGAAGAAGAAGAAGAAGAAGAAGAAGAAGAAGAAGAGAAGAAGAAGAAGAAGAAGAAGAAGAAGAAGAAGAAGGAAGAAGAAGAAGAAGAAGAAGAACAACAACAACAACAACAACAACACCAACAACAAAUAAGA